GAAUUUUAUGUUAUUUUCCCCUCAUGUUUACACAUUUGUUGAGUUGUCAGAGCGCGCUGCAUUUUGGUUAACUCCAGCGGGCGCAAACAGUUUGCAGUCAAACGCUUGAAGCCGGUCGAAGACGUGACAUCAUCCAGCGAGUGUUAUUUUACUAGUGUAAACGUGCAACGCGUAGUGAAUUCGUGGCGUAAAAGCGCAAAAUUUUAGCGAAUUUUAAAGUGUUAACCACAAAAGUAAAUUCAUCAAAUUUUCUUUAAAAUUAUUACUAUAUUAUUAGUAAUUAAAAUUUACGUCCAAACUCGCUUUUAACGGUACUUAGACGCUUGUGUUUACGUCAAUAAAUUGAAGUUGAAUUUUUCGCAAAAAAAUCUUUUUUAUCACAAGGCGACCGUGUACGAGUGCGAGUAGCUCAAUAGAUAAGCAUUGUUUGUGCGAUUUUCGUGGAGCGUGUUUAACAAAUUGUGUUUGCAAACAAAUAAAUCAGCAAGUUAAUCCUCAAAUCACCUAAAUGCGAAUCUAAGGAAAUUUGUAGUUGAAAACAAAACGGUGAAAAAUUUUUUGUUUACAUGUUGUUAGUGCAAAUUUAAAUCAUUAUAAAAACACAGAGAAAAACAAAUUUAGUAAAUUAAAAAUAAAAUAUAUUUGAUAAUAAAUUUUACUGAAAAUCUGCCGUGUUAUCAAAAAGCAAACUUUUGGUGAUAAAGAAAAAGAUUUCAGGCGACUUGAAGAAAGACAAAUUGCAUUUGGCGAUAUCUUAAGACACCUGUAAACAAAUCCUGCGCUAUCUAUCUGGUUUACGACAGCAUCAAAAAAAUUGCGAAUUUGAUUUUAAUUUAAUAUAGAUUUUAAAAAAUUGAAAACAACACAAAAAUAAACAAAAUGGGCGAACGACGUGGUACAAAAGCUUUGGAAUUAUGGUGCAGACGUAUGACCGAGGGCUAUCCAGGUGUCAAAAUCGAUAAUAUGACCACAUCAUGGCGAGAUGGUUUGGCAUUUUGCGCUAUGAUACAUCACUUCCGCCCAGAUUUAAUUGAAUUUGACAAACUCAACAAAGCCGAUGUGUAUUACAAUAAUGAAUUGGCCUUUACUACUGCGGAGAAAUAUUUGGGAAUCCCUGCCUUAUUGGAUGCUGUCGAUAUGGCUACCUAUGAAGUGCCAGACAGAUUAUCAAUACUCACUUAUCUGUCACAAUUUUAUCAAGUUUUUGCCGCACAAGAUUCCCCCAACAGACUGAAACGUCCUUCACCAGCAGCAUCUGCGGAAAAGACGCAAAUCACGAAGGCCGCCGGACCACCGCCAAAAGACGAGAAAACUCUGGACAUUAUUGGACAAUAUAAACCUGAGAUAUUCUGCUAAAUACAAAUAGGACCAAACAAACAAAAAAAAAAGCGCUCAGUUGUUUAUUUUGAGUUUCAACACACACAUUGCAAAAGUGCACACAU
Molecule: messenger RNA, 1442 nt
Organism: Bactrocera oleae (olive fruit fly)
Lineage: Eukaryota; Metazoa; Arthropoda; Insecta; Diptera; Tephritidae
Source: RefSeq, a predicted model, not a curated record